AUGUUUUAUUUCAAUAAUUAUGAUGAAGCGACUAGCAAGUGAGUAAAUUUUUUCCAAAAUUAAGAAAUUUUUGAAAUUUUUUUAGACAUGGUGAAAAUGGGUAUAUUCAACGGCCUGAAGUUAUUGAAGGAUGGUUUUAUCUUUGGAGAUUGACUGGAAAAGAAAUGUAUCGAGAAUGGGUUUGGGAUGCUGUUCAAAGUAUUGAUAAAUAUUGUCGAGUUGAUGCUGGAUUUACUGGUCUACAAAACGUUUAUAGUCUGAACUCGGGUCGUGACGAUGUUAUGCAAUCAUUUUUCCUUGCCGAAACUCUCAAAUACGCCUAUCUCACUUUUGCUGAUAACUCAUUAAUUAGUCUUGAAAAUUGGGUAUUUAAUACUGAAGCUCAUCCAUUGCCAGUUCUUAGCCACUAA
Messenger RNA from Caenorhabditis angaria, 410 nucleotides. The record is from the annotation of a GenBank genome assembly. Lineage: Eukaryota; Metazoa; Nematoda; Chromadorea; Rhabditida; Rhabditidae.